This is a messenger RNA of Megalops cyprinoides (Indo-Pacific tarpon), 968 nucleotides long. RefSeq lists its product as uncharacterized. The transcript is spliced from 6 exons. Bases 96 to 968 code for a protein of 290 amino acids. Lineage: Eukaryota; Metazoa; Chordata; Actinopteri; Elopiformes; Megalopidae. The record is from RefSeq and is a predicted model, not a curated record.
GUUUCACUCCGCAGAUGCACAAGGAAAUGUCAUACUGACACAGUUUGGGCUUUAUUGGAGUGAUUGCGGUUGGUGGUUUUGAAAGUCGUCGCGACAUGUUGAAUGAUGUUACGUUUCUUACCGAGUUAGCUUCCAUUAUGGACGUACUGACUAAAGCAGCCGUGGUAGAAUUUAUGAAACUUUCUGAGGAGCGCUCCUCCCGUGCUGGUCAGCUGUGCUUGGACAUGCCGUGGAAAAGUCAGAGUGACAGCGAGACACCGAAGAAGACGCCGGAGGAGAGCGAGUUAAGGACGGCACAGUUAACCUCUGUCAUGGAGAUUUUGGUUAAAGAGGCGCUGGACAAAAUUGGUAAACUUGUGGAUCACGGUUGUGCCGUGCUGCGUUUGGAAAUGUCCCGCAGUCACAGUGAGAAUGAGGAGUUGAAGAAGAAACUACUGCUAAUGGAAAAUGAGCUAAAGAUGCGAGGACACGGAGGGGCAAUAACUCUGGAGAGCUCAGCAGCCGGGACCAGGCGCACUGUGGGGGUUCAGGCAGAAUUCAUGAAAGCUGAAAGUGUGGAACAUCCUCUCAGCACCCUGAUUAGUGAUGGAGAGGUCACACAUGUGGAAGGGGAGGACACACCACCUCAGUCUGCCUUCAGAAAUGACAAGCGCACAGAUGUGCAGGUGGACAUGUCUGAAUCCCUUUUCACGAAGGGUGCAAGAACUGAGGAAGACGUCUCAAGCUGUAACCUACAGGAAGGAAUGAAGAUCAGUGGGAAGAAUGCAGUAGGGUCCAGGGCAGAUGCUGGAGAAGACCGUCUCAGUGAUCAGCAACAGAGUGAGGAAGAACGAGAUCCACAGCACACACCUGCAGAAAGCCAACAGCAGCAGGACCCACCGCCCACACGGGAAAAAACAAACUCGGACAUUACAGCUGAGAAUGGGUUUACCCAUAGUGUGUGGGAAAGGCUUCAAAUCCAAACGUAA